CACAUUAUCUAGCUCAUUCAAGAUGCCUUUUUCGACGCUACCAGAAGAAAAGAAGCCCCCGGACUCGUCGGAUUAUACUAACAUCUACAACCAGUCUACCACCGACUCCUACGACACAGAGGAAGCACACAGUAACUGCGGCAGUACUGUAUUCAGUAGCGUAGCCGACAAUUCCUCUACCUCAUCCGGACCAGAACCCCCACAAGUCAAACCGACAGUUGACCGCCGAUUCCACCCCGAAAGGAUGUAUCCUAGCCACUUCACGCCGGACGACAUUCAAGUUCGACGGGGUGAAUGCGUUCUUCUCGCAUGUCCAGGCUCAAAGAGAAAGUGCCCCCAUUGCAAUUGCCAUGUGUGUCACACUGGUUGCAUCGUGAUCGCGGUGGAUGGAGCGUGUCAUCGAAAUGGACAGCCUGGGGCCCGGGCCUCGGUCGGGGUGUACCACGGGUUCGAAAGCAACUGGAAUGCUAGUUAUCUUCUUUCCUCGGAAGAGAAUCAGACGAAUCAGGUUGCUGAACUUGUGGCCUGCGAGACGGCUUUGAUUGAUGCGCGUCUCAUGCAUGAGUAUGGUGAGAAAUAUGGGAUUGAAGACCGGAAGCUUUCUAUCGUGGUUAUCAAGUCCGAUUCGGAGUAUGUAGUGCGUGGUAUGACUGAAUGGAUCGAAAAAUGGAAGACCAACGGCUGGUUGAAUGCGAAGGGUCAGCCAGUCGCGAAUAGGGAAUAUUUCUUCAGGAUUGAUGGAAUUGUUGAGUCCCUUGAGAAGAAGUACGUGUCGGUUAAGUUCUGGCAUGUUCCUCGUGAGUUGAAUAAGGAGGCUGAUAAGCUGGCCAAAGCUGCUCUGUGUGAGGUUUGA
Aspergillus sclerotioniger CBS 115572 is the source of this 853-nucleotide messenger RNA. RefSeq names its product ribonuclease H-like protein. The transcript has 2 exons. Gene Ontology annotation, molecular function: RNA-DNA hybrid ribonuclease activity; nucleic acid binding. NCBI's taxonomy places the organism in Eukaryota, Fungi, Ascomycota, Eurotiomycetes, Eurotiales, Aspergillaceae. Bases 23 to 853 code for a protein of 276 amino acids. Gene Ontology annotation, biological process: DNA replication, removal of RNA primer. The record is from RefSeq and is a predicted model, not a curated record.